Molecule: messenger RNA, 5033 nt
Organism: Galeopterus variegatus (Sunda flying lemur)
Lineage: Eukaryota; Metazoa; Chordata; Mammalia; Dermoptera; Cynocephalidae
Gene: SRGAP3
Product: SLIT-ROBO Rho GTPase activating protein 3
Exons: 23
Coding region: 690-4004 (1104 amino acids)
Biological process (GO): negative regulation of cell migration; signal transduction
Cellular component (GO): cytoplasm
Molecular function (GO): protein binding
Source: RefSeq, a predicted model, not a curated record
CAGCCCUGGGUUCACCGGAGCUUAAGCUUGCAGCAGGAAAACUUCCAUCUCGCUCUCCUGGCUUUGAUCCUCACUGGACAUCAGACCAGAGGCACCGAAGGGAGGGAGGAUGCGAGAUGACUGGCCCUUUGGCAACCUGACCAUCUCCUUAGCAGAGCCUUCAAAAGCAAGCCAGGGUUGGCUGCACGAUCAAGGAGGCGCUGUGCCUAUCGUGGAUGUGUGUGUGUGAGUGAGUGAGUGAGCGAGUGUGUGUGAGUGCGAGUGUGUGUGAGUGUGGGAGCGUGUGUGCACAUCACAGCUGGGUAAGUGUGUCUGGAUGAGUGUGCGUGUGAAUGCGUGAAUGUGUUUGUGUGCAUGUGUGUGUGCGACUGCUCUUGGUCAUUAUUUUUUUUUUUGGAAGAAAAUCUGAAAAUCUGGGGCAGGUUACCAUGCUCCAAGGGUGAUUCUUCCUUUGCAUGAGGAGCUGACCAGAGCAAGCUCCUAGAGCCAUUUCUCAGCAAGUAAAAGAGAAUUUUCCUCCCAGAAAGAGAAGGAUUUUCUCCACUGCUCUGCAGCCGAGUAAAAGAGAUUAGCUCCUAAACCUGUGAAAUCGACCAGAGCCUUGUGAUUACCAGGGCUUGAGAGAGGACUCAGGAAGAAAAGGAGAAAUAAAUCAAAGAGCCUGUCAGUUCCUUUGGCCACGUCGGAAGAUGUCAUCUCAAACUAAGUUCAAGAAAGACAAAGAGAUCAUCGCUGAAUAUGAAGCCCAAAUAAAAGAGAUCCGCACCCAGCUGGUGGAGCAGUUCAAAUGUCUGGAGCAGCAAUCCGAGUCACGGCUGCAGCUGCUUCAAGACCUGCAGGAGUUUUUCCGCCGGAAAGCCGAGAUCGAGCUGGAGUACUCCCGCAGCCUAGAGAAGCUGGCCGAGCGGUUCUCCUCCAAAAUCCGCAGCUCCCGGGAGCACCAGUUCAAGAAAGACCAGUACCUCCUGUCACCUGUGAACUGUUGGUAUCUGGUCCUGCAUCAGACCCGGCGGGAGAGCCGAGACCACGCCACCCUCAAUGACAUCUUCAUGAACAACGUCAUUGUCCGCCUCUCCCAGAUCAGCGAAGAUGUCAUCAGACUCUUCAAAAAGAGCAAGGAGAUUGGUCUGCAGAUGCAUGAGGAGCUCCUGAAGGUGACCAACGAGCUCUACACAGUCAUGAAAACCUACCACAUGUACCACGCAGAGAGCAUCAGUGCAGAAAGCAAGCUGAAGGAGGCUGAGAAGCAGGAGGAGAAGCAGUUCAACAAGUCGGGAGACCUCAGCAUGAACCUGCUCCGGCAUGAGGACCGGCCCCAGCGCCGCAGCUCUGUGAAGAAGAUUGAGAAGAUGAAGGAGAAGAGGCAGGCAAAGUAUUCCGAGAAUAAGCUGAAAUGCACAAAGGCCCGGAAUGACUACUUGCUGAAUCUGGCAGCCACCAAUGCAGCUAUAAGCAAGUACUACAUCCACGACGUCUCCGAUCUCAUCGAUUGCUGUGAUUUGGGCUUUCAUGCCAGCCUGGCCCGCACCUUCCGGACCUACCUCUCAGCCGAAUACAACCUGGAGACCUCUCGGCACGAGGGGCUGGAUGUCAUCGAGAAUGCGGUGGACAACCUGGAUUCCCGCAGCGAUAAGCACACUGUCAUGGACAUGUGCAACCAGGUCUUCUGCCCUCCACUUAAAUUUGAGUUCCAGCCCCACAUGGGGGAUGAGGUGUGCCAGGUCAGUGCUCAGCAGCCCGUCCAGACGGAAUUGCUCAUGCGGUACCACCAGCUGCAGUCCAGACUGGCCACGCUCAAGAUAGAGAAUGAGGAGGUCAGAAAAACCCUGGAUGCCACCAUGCAGACCUUACAGGACAUGCUGACCGUGGAAGACUUUGAUGUCUCCGACGCCUUCCAGCACAGUCGAUCUACAGAGUCCGUGAAAUCGGCUGCCUCUGAGACCUACAUGAGCAAGAUCAAUAUUGCCAAAAGGAGAGCCAACCAGCAGGAAACAGAAAUGUUUUAUUUUACGAAAUUUAAAGAAUAUGUGAAUGGCAGUAACCUCAUCACCAAGCUACAGGCCAAGCAUGACUUACUCAAGCAGACCUUGGGCGAAGGGGAGAGAGCAGAAUGCGGCACCACCAGCAGAAGAGAUGGAAGGCUUAGGCUGCCCCACUUUCCUUGGCUGAGCUGCCCCCCUGCUCCCCACUUUGUGUCCCACCCAGCACUUCAAGGAAGAAGAAAUGCUCGAACCAGGAACCAGGAUUCAGGACAAGCGAUACCCCUUGUAGUGGAGAGCUGCAUCCGAUACAUCAAUUUAUAUGGACUCCAGCAGCAGGGGAUCUUCAGAGUGCCAGGAUCUCAGGUCGAAGUCAAUGACAUCAAAAAUUCCUUUGAGAGAGGUGAAGACCCCCUUGUGGACGAUCAAAAUGAGCGAGACAUCAAUUCAGUUGCUGGUGUUUUAAAACUGUAUUUCCGAGGACUGGAAAACCCACUCUUUCCUAAGGAAAGGUUUCAAGAUUUGAUAUCUACUAUUAAACUGGAGAACCCAGCUGAGAGGGUGCACCAGAUCCAACAAAUCCUCAUCACCCUCCCCCGCGUGGUCAUCGUGGUCAUGAGAUACCUCUUCGCUUUCCUCAACCACCUCUCCCAGUAUAGCGACGAGAACAUGAUGGACCCCUACAACCUGGCCAUCUGCUUUGGGCCCACCCUCAUGCACAUCCCUGAUGGGCAGGACCCUGUGUCCUGCCAGGCACACGUCAAUGAAGUCAUCAAAACCAUCAUCAUCCAUCAUGAAGCCAUCUUCCCCAGCCCCCGGGAGCUAGAGGGACCCGUGUAUGAAAAAUGCAUGGCUGGAGGGGAAGAGUAUUGUGACAGCCCACACAGCGAGCCCGGCACCAUUGAUGAAGUUGACCAUGAUAAUGGCACUGAGCCUCAUACCAGCGAUGAAGAAGUGGAGCAGAUCGAAGCCAUCGCCAAGUUUGACUACGUGGGGCGGUCCCCGCGUGAGCUGUCCUUCAAGAAGGGGGCCUCCCUGCUCCUGUACCACCGCGCCUCGGAGGAUUGGUGGGAGGGCCGGCACAACGGCGUGGAUGGGCUCAUCCCGCAUCAGUACAUAGUUGUUCAGGACAUGGAUGAUGCCUUCUCCGACAGCCUGAGCCAGAAGGCCGACAGCGAGGCCAGCAGUGGGCCACUGCUCGAUGACAAGGCCUCCUCCAAAAACGACCUCCAGUCCCCCACAGAGCACAUCUCGGAUUACGGCUUUGGGGGGGUGAUGGGCCGAGUGCGGUUACGAUCCGAUGGAGCAGCCAUCCCCAGGCGCCGAAGUGGGGGAGACACACACAGCCCGCCCCGGGGCCUGGGCCCCAGCAUAGACACGCCACCCCGGGCCGCCGCCUGCCCCAGCAGCCCCCACAAAAUCCCCCUUACCCGGGGGAGGAUCGAGAGUCCUGAGAAGCGGAGGAUGGCAACGUUUGGGAGUGCUGGCAGCAUCAACUACCCGGACAAGAAGGCGCUCUCUGAAGGGCACUCAAUGAGGUCGACCAGCGGCUCCACCAGGCACAGCAGCCUCGGGGACCACAAGUCCCUGGAGGCUGAGGCCCUGGCAGAAGACAUCGAGAAGACCAUGAGCACGGCUCUGCACGAGUUGCGGGAACUUGAGAGGCAGAACACAGUCAAGCAGGCUCCAGAUGUGGUGCUGGACACCCUGGAGCCCCUGAAGAACCCGCCAGGCCCCAUCAGCUCGGAGCCCGCCAGCCCUCUGCACACCAUCGUCAUCCGUGACCCCGAUGCCGCCAUGCGCCGCAGCAGCAACUCCUCCACCGAGAUGAUGACCACUUUCAAGCCAGCCCUGUCCGCCCGCCUGGCUGGUGCCCAGCUGCGCCCGCCCCCCAUGCGACCUGUGCGGCCGGUGGUCCAGCAUCGAUCCAGCAGCAGCAGCAGCUCGGGUGUGGGCAGUCCGGCUGUGACACCCACCGAGAAGAUGUUCCCCAACAGCUCUGCGGACAAAUCGGGCACCAUGUGACCUGCUGGAUGCGUGGCACCGCCCUGGCCGAGGGUGGCCUUUUCAGCUUCCACCUGCUUCCCAAUGAUCCUGGCCUCACAGGGCAGAGACCAGAAGGUCGGCCCGGGAGGGUGUAUCUGUGCAGAGCUGAGGCCCAGGUGUUAGCCGCAGCUCACACUCAGCCAUGUGAAUCCCAUAGACCUCCCAUGUGUGGACACCCAGAGGAGCACUGGUGCAAGAGCAGCCCCCACAACAGCGUUUCCUGAGAUUGCGGCAAAAUGCUGCGUGGCUUCUCCUGCGUAUUGUCACUGGAAAACUACUCUCUCGACAUUCUGUCUACAUACGUAUAUAUGUGUGUAAAUAUAUAUGUGCAUAUAUACACAUAUAUAUGUAUGUGUCUGUAGGUGUGUGUGUGUAUAUAUAUAUUUAUGCAUCUAUAUACAUAUACUAGAUCCGGACACACACAUACUAAAAUGUAUAUAGUAUCUCCUUUUUCUUUUUAUGAAACUUAGAUUUACCUCAGACCCAUGCCACCAAACAUCUCCUGCUGAGUUAUUUGGUGGGAUUUGCAGGGACUUUUCUGGGAGAAUUUAGAGGCCCACAGUAACUGCGAAUGAAGCAAUAUACCACUAACCUGCAGAAAAACAAACAGUCUCCCACUGUCUCCAGAAGUCGUGGCCUUCCAGAAGUCUGCCCCUAAAGGAAGGGUGGGGCAGGCGGUACCCCAAGCAGGCUCUUCCUGCUUUCCAAGGUGGGGAAACCUUGAUAGAAAACCCUCGUCCAGCCCAGAGACCCUGCCCUUCCACCCGGAGGCCAAAGGCCAACUGUACCCCCGAAGGCAUGGGAGGAAGUUGGCGAGAAGACCCCGUCCACAGCAUCCUUGUGUUUGUAUGUAGACAAAGGGGAUAGUGAGAACCUAAGCCCCGUUGUAGCACAGUAUUACAUGUGGUUGGGGAAAAAGGAAAAAAUAAAUACAGUGGUGUGGCAUAUUUCAAAACCUAGAAAUGCUGUAGAAAUAAAUCUGUGGUAACUAUAGAGAUUUAACUUACA